This is a messenger RNA of Plectropomus leopardus (leopard coralgrouper), 3188 nucleotides long. RefSeq names its product LIM domain containing preferred translocation partner in lipoma (gene lpp). Gene Ontology annotation, biological process: cell-cell adhesion. Gene Ontology annotation, cellular component: focal adhesion; stress fiber. The record is from RefSeq and is a predicted model, not a curated record. NCBI's taxonomy places the organism in Eukaryota, Metazoa, Chordata, Actinopteri, Perciformes, Serranidae.
GCUCUCAGACGGCUGGAAUUUCAGCGUGUGACGUCACCGCCUACAACUCUCCCAGAAUUUGGAUUCAAGAAGUUUCACUUUUUUUUGGUGGGAUUUGAAACCUCUGUGUUAUUUCCUAGAAAGCGAGAUUUCCACAAACAGUAAAGGGCAUCGCUUGAACAAUCUUCCAGGAACCCCGCACAUCCAGAGAGGAGAAAAGGUGUCUGAUCCUGUAGUCCCCACCAUCGCCUAGUGUUAACAUUUUGAACCAUGUGGAGCCCAGCGGGUAACGACCAGACGGGACAGGUGGCUGCCAGGAUGGAGACCGUUCCCUCUUUGGGUAGUGCGAGCAUCUCCGUCUCCCAGCAGCAGGCACCCAAGAAAUUCGCCCCUGUGGUCGCACCCAAGCCCAAGUUCAACCCUUACAAACCUGAGCCUGCAGCGGACUACCCUCCCCCUCCACCACCUGCCGAGGACUCAACCGGUUUCCCACCGUCCUCUGGCUCUUUCCUUCCUCCUCCACCGGAGAACUCGUACGAUUGUCAGAUGAAAGGACCAGAGAAGACGCUGGAGGAGAGACGCUCAAGUCUGGAUGCCGAGAUCGACUCCCUCACCAGCAUCCUGGCAGACCUGGAGAGCAGCUCGCCCUACAAGCCACGGAUCACACAAAACUCUGGAUCCUCUGGGACCUCGACCCCCAGCGCUCCAGUGACUGGAUACAAGCGAAUGGUCAUUCCAACCCAACCGCCUCUGACCGCCACCAAGAAAUCUACGCCCAAACCUCAGGCUCCUGGGGGAGUCUCGUCUGUGCCCCCUUCUUCUGCCAGCCCAGUGGCUAAGCCUCAAAGCCACACAGCUCCUCAGCCUGUCCCCGCCUCCUACGCCACAGCCUCAACCCCGAGCCAGCCCACCUUCAAUGUCCAGGUGAGGUCGGCCCAGCCCGGCCCCCAGCAUCAAGCCCCAAUGGGGCACAACUAUGGCCAGCAGCCCAUGCGCAGCCCUGCGCAGGUGCAGUACAUGCCCGCCCAGCCCAAAGGUCCUGACUUUGCCUACGGACCACCACAGCCUGGCUUCUCCCAGAUGGCUCAGGGGGCAUAUCAAGAUCAGUACCAUCCAGGAGGACCCCAACAAGGUGGCCCCAGGAGACUUGAGCCGGCCCCCGCCCAGGCAUACCAACCUCCAGGCCCCAAGAAGACCUACAUCACAGAUGUACCGCCAAGCUUGGCUCCCUACACUUCUGGACCAGCUGUUCCACCAAAGGGCAGCGCUCCGAUGGCCCACCCCGAGGACGAGCUGGAGCGCCUGACCAAGAAGAUGCUGUUUGACAUGGACCACCCACCAUCUGAGGAGUAUUUUGGCCGCUGUGCCAGCUGUGGAGAGAACGUGGUGGGUGAAGGCACCGGCUGCACCGCCAUGGACCAGGUCUUCCAUGUCGACUGCUUCGUCUGCAUGACCUGCAGCACCAAGCUGCGCGGCAAGCCUUUCUACGCGGUGGAGAAGAAGGCCUACUGCGAGCCCUGCUAUAUUAACACCCUUGAGACCUGCACCAUCUGCAGUAAGCCCAUCAUGGAGCGCAUCCUGCGGGCCACAGGGAAAGCCUACCACCCUCACUGCUUCACCUGCGUGGUGUGCCACCGCAGCCUGGACGGCAUCCCCUUCACCGUGGACGCUUCCAACCACAUCCACUGCAUCGAGGACUUUCACAAGAAGUUCGCCCCACGCUGCUGUGUGUGCUCUGAGCCGAUAAUGCCAGCACCGGGCCAGGAGGAGACCGUCCGUAUUGUGGCCCUGGACCGUGACUUCCACGUGCAGUGUUACCGCUGCGAGGACUGUGGCUCUCUGCUCUCAGAGGGGGAUAACCAGGGCUGCUACCCUCUGGACGGACACGUCCUCUGCAAAAACUGUAACACCAGCCGCAUCCAGGACCUCACCGCCAAGGCCACCACUGACCUCUGAGCAACCCGCCGCACGGUCACCUCCACUGUGAUAACCCGACGCUCGCUCUCUCUCCUUCUGUCUCUCCCUCUCUCUUUCUUUUUUCUUGCAAACAUACCGACCCACACAAGCUUGCGUUCCUCAGCAUAAAUAUACGUAUAUCCCUCUACAUAUAUAUUCACUUACAGUAAAAACAGCGUCACGUGUUCACCUGCGUACAUGUAUCCACUGACUCGGUACAAUCACAGCAGAAGACGCUGUGUGUUUAAACUGUGCUGGUAAAGGAAUAGUUCAACAUUUUGGGAAAGACGUAAAUACACUUUUAGAUGAGAAGAUUGAUGCCACUUUUCUGUCAUUUCUUAGCUUGGCUCAGUCCAAAGUUAAAAAAAAAACACCAAACUGUAUCCUUGAAGGGCGCUAAUAAUGUGUUGAAUUGUUUUGGCAGUUUUAGGAAAGGUUAUGAAGGUUAUGGGCCGCCUCUUGCCAAGAAAUAGUUCACCAUCUUUUAAGACUUUUGUUUCUGUACGUAUUUAAAAAGUGAGUUAUAAGAUGUCACUUAGAGAGUUUUAGAAGUGCUGGUGGGCAUUUUUGUUACCUCUGAUAGUCAGACUUCUGCGUGUUUUUAGUCUUUAUGCUAAGCUAAGCUUAAAGGUUUACUUCGCCCCCCAAACUGACCACCUGUUAGUCGAUUUCUCACCCUGUGUUUUAUUGUAUUUGUGAAGAAAACGUUUUUUUUUCUCGCAUGCCUCCACAGUGAACAGAGAAUUCAAAAACAGAGAAAAUUCGUAAUGUUUUGAAGUCAUAGAGGUCGACGUUUAACAACUAGAAAACGUUUGAUUCCGUUUUUACCGUGUUGGUUUGACUUGUGUUGCUGCGACAGAGAGUCAUUUCUUAUUUUAGCGGUACUCGAGAGUACUCGAUGCAGAAAGUACUCGAUGCAGAAAAAAGUAAGACUUGAUUGAUUUUUUUUUUUUAAGAAAAUAUGUAACAAAACAGCAAAUUUACAGAAUAACUUAGAAUACUCACAUACCUCAUGCAGAGUUUGUUUUUAUUCAGUCGUAUGUUUGGUACUUCCCAAACAGACGGACCUCUCUGACAGGAAGUGAAAAGCUCUCGUCAAAGCCGGACUCUGUUUACAAAAACAGAGAUUUUACUGAGCGAACACGUGAGCUGCUGGUCUAUUCGAUCAGUUAGUCAGUAACCCUUUAACCCUUUAUAACCUGGGCAUCAGCUUUGUUGUGCUGCAUUUGGACUCGUUUCACAAGCAUUUAAAC